AAAAAAAUCCUUAAAAUAUUUGUUAUAGAUGUGACAGCUGAGGCAGUAGGUGUAGCUAUUGCUGCACCUCCAUCAGAAGGGGAGGCAAAUGCAGAGCUGUGUCGCUACCUCUCUAAGGUGCUAGAAGUGAAGAAGAGUGAAGUUAUUUUAGAGAAGGGUGGUAAAUCACGUGAAAAAGUGGUGAAGAUUUUGGUAUCAAUGACACCGGAUGAGAUUUUAGAAAAACUGAAAAAAGAAGCUUCCAGUUGA
Leptosomus discolor (cuckoo roller) is the source of this 249-nucleotide messenger RNA. NCBI's taxonomy places the organism in Eukaryota, Metazoa, Chordata, Aves, Leptosomiformes, Leptosomidae. The record is from RefSeq and is a predicted model, not a curated record.